GAGAAGGAGGGAAACCUGCUUCUCCGGAGGGACGAGGUAGCGGCGCUGCAGCGGGCCAGCCCAGCGGCUCGGGCUGCGGGCACAUGCCGGGCUUGGAGCACCGGAGCCGCGGGAUUCCUGCGGGUGCCUCAGCCCAGCUCCCGCCCCGUCCCCUGCGAGAGCGUCAGCUGGGCUCCUGCAGGGAGGAGGGCUCACCGACGGCUCCUCUCCCAGAGUGCAUUAAUCCAAGAGCAAGCAAACCUGGUAUCCACAUCAUGGGGGACGUGAAACUGGUGACAUCUACUCGAGUCUCCAAAACCUCCCUGACACUCAGCCCCCCUGUUCCUGCUGAAGCACCAGCAUUUACUCUUCCUCCUCGGAAUAUCCGAGUGCAGCUGGGAGCCACUGCAAGAUUCGAGGGGAAGGUCAGAGGAUACCCCGAGCCCCAGAUCACGUGGUACAGAAAUGGGCAUCCUGUCCCAGAGGGAGACCAUUAUGUCGUGGACCACAGCAUUCGGGGGGUGUUCAGCUUGGUGAUCAAAGGUGUGCAGGAAGGUGAUGGUGGUAAAUACACCUGUGAGGCUGCAAAUGAUGGUGGGGUUCGUCAAGUGACUGUGGAACUGACAGUGGAAGGAAGCUCCUUGAUGAAAUACAGCCUGCCAUCCAGUGCCAAAACACCUGGGGGAAGACUUGCUGUUCCAUCUGUGGAGCAGAGGCCAAGCAUCUGGGGAGAAAGUCCACCUAAAUUUGCUACAAAACCCAAUAGAGUUGUUGUGCGUGAAGGCCAAACAGGCAAAUUCUCGUGUAAAAUAACAGGACGACCUCAGCCUCAAGUAACUUGGUUUAAGGGUGACACUCAGUUGCAGCAAAAUGAGCGUUUCAACAUGUACGAGAAAACAGGCAUCCAGUUCCUGGAAAUCCAAAAUGUUCAGCUUGCUGAUUCGGGAAUUUACACGUGCACAGUGGUAAACAGCGCUGGGAAGGCAUCUGUGUCUGCAGAGCUCACCGUGCAAGGUCCAGAUAAGACUGACACAUACGCUCAGCCACCAUGCAUGCCAUCAAAACCAACCACACUUGCUGUUAAAACUGUUGAAAAUUCAGAAUACAAACAGUCAACUAGCAAUGGGAUUGCUAAAGAGCUGAAAUGCAGCAGCACAGAACUCAUGGUUGAAACCAAAGACAGGGUGUCAGCAAAGAAAGAGUCCUUUUACUUCACCAGAGAAGCUAAAGAAAGUAAGCAGGGACAGUACCAAGAAGCCAAUGCAGUGUCUCCUCAAGAACAUAAAGAAGGAAAAAAGGGACCUCCAGUCCUGCAGAAAACUUCAAGCACCAUCACUCUUCAAGCUGUCAAACUGCAACCAGAACCAAAGGCAGAACCCCAGGCCACUUCCAUGAGACAGGGGGAAGACAGGAAAAGGGCUGUGCAGCUCCUGAUGUCAGCUCAACAAACUCCACCUCUGACAAGGCAAGCCAGUCCAAGGAGUAGAGAAGCAGAAAACAGAUCUGGAGCCCAGAAGGCUAUAACGGAGGAGAAGAGGGAGCCUCUGGGAAUUCUCCCUCGGUUUGAGAGCCAUCCACAGAGCCUGGAAGCAUCAGAAGGCCAGGAGGUUAAAUUCAAGAGCAAAGUUUCAGGGAAACCAAAACCAGACAUGCAGUGGUUCAAAGAAGGUCGACCUAUUAAAGCUGGAGAAGAUAUUCAAAUAUAUGAAGAAGAUGGGAUUCAUUGCCUAUGGUUAAAGAAAGCCUGUUUGAGGGACAGUGGAUCUUACAGCUGUACAGCUGUCAACGCCAAAGGCCAGACUUCCACCAGCUGGUUGUUAACUGUCAGGAGGCCUAAAGUUGAAGAGGUUGCUCCAUGCUUUUCCAGUGUCUUGAAAGGCUGCACUGUGAGUGAAGGACAAGACUUCGUGCUGCAGUGCUGUGUGGGAGGGGUCCCUGUGCCUCACAUCACGUGGCUUCUCAAUGAUCAGCCAAUUCAAUAUGCCCAUUCCACUUUUGAAGAUGGAGUUGCAAAAUUGACUGUCCAAGAUGCCCUACCAGAGGAUGAUGGCAUUUAUACCUGUCUGGCUGAAAACAACAAAGGACAGGCAUCUUGCAGUGCUCAGGUCACAGUCAAAGAAAAGAAGAGCAGCAAGAAGGCAGAAAGUGCACAGGCUGCCAAGCUAAACAAGACUUUUGCACCCAUCUUCCUUAAAGGCCUGACUGACCUCAAAGUAAUGGAUGGAAGUCAAGUGAUAAUGACUGUGGAGGUAUCAGCUAACCCACCUCCUGAAAUUAUCUGGCUGCAUAAUGGGAAAGAAAUCCAGGAGACAGAAGAUUUCCACUUUGAGAAGAAAGGCAAUGAGUACAGCCUCUACAUCCAGGAGGUGUUUCCUGAAGACACAGGCAAAUACACCUGUGAAGCCUGGAAUGAAGUAGGAGAAAGUCAAACCCAGGCAACAUUGACAGUUCAAGAACCCCAGGAUGGUAUUCAGCCCUGGUUCAUAAGCAAACCGAGAUCAGUGACAGCAGCUCCUGGGCAAAAUGUCCUUAUAUCCUGUGCCAUUGCUGGAGAUCCUUUCCCCACUGUUCACUGGUUUAAAGAUGAGCAAGAAAUAAUGCCAGGAACAGCAUGUGAAAUCCUGCAAAAUGAAGACAUCUUCACACUGGUCCUGAGGAAUGUGCAGACUCGUCAUGCAGGGCAAUAUGAAAUUCAGCUCAGGAACCAAGUUGGAGAAUGCAGCUGCCAGGUGUCUCUGAUGCUGCGGGAGAGUUCAGCUUCCACAGCAGAAAUGCUCAGAGAUGGGAGGGAAACAGCCAGCUCUGGAGAGCAAAGAGAUGGUGGAGAUCAUGGUAAACUAACAUUUGGUAGAACAAGUGGCUUCAAAAAGAACAGCAGUGCAAUCAGAGUAGCUGAAGAAGAGCAGGAAGACGUCCGAGGUGUGCUGAAAAGGCGAGUGGAAACUCGGGAACACACAGAGGAAAGCCUGAGGCAGCAGGAAGCUGAGCAACUUGAUUUCCGUGACAUUUUAGGCAAGAAAGUCAGCACCAAAAGUUUUUCUGAGGAGGAACUGAAGGAAAUCCCAGCCGAGCAAAUGGACUUCCGAGCAAACCUGCAGCGGCAGGUCAAACCCAAGACCUUGUCAGAGGAGGAGAGGAAAGUCCAUGGUCCUCAGCAGGUGGACUUCCGCUCUGUGCUGGCCAAGAAAGGCACCCCAAAAACCCCAUUGCCAGAGAAGGUGCCACCUCCUAAACCUGCUGUUACAGAUUUCAGGUCUGUGCUGGGCUCAAAGAAAAAGCCACCUGCGGAGAAUGGCAGCGCUGGCACCCCAGCACCAAAUGCCCGCGCCAACUCUGAAGCCCAGAACGCGACCCCCAAUUCUCAAGCCCCCAUUGCCAAACCAGCAGCAAAAAAAGAGGAGAAGAACGACAGAAACUGUGAGCAUGGGUGUGCAGUGGUUGAUGGUGGAAUAAUUGGGAAAAAAGCUGAAAACAAAGCACCAGCAAGCAAACCACCAGCAAGCAAAGGAACAGCACCCUCCUUUACAGAGAAGCUUCAGGAUGCUCAAGUUGCAGAUGGUGAGAAAUUGGUCUUACAAUGUCGGAUUUCCUCUGAUCCCCCGGCAGCUGUCACCUGGACUCUAGACAGCAAAGCCAUCAAGUCAUCGAAGUCCAUUGUCAUCUCCCAAGAAGGGACACUCUGCUCACUUACCAUUGAGAAGGCCAUGCCUGAAGAUGGGGGCGAAUACAAGUGUAUAGCUGAGAACUCAGCAGGAAAAGCUGAAUGUGCUUGCAAAGUGGUGGUAGAAGAUGCCUCAAAGACCUCAAAGCCUACUGACAAGAAGACCAAGAAACCUAAGACCACACUUCCCCCGGUGCUGCCAACAGAGAGCGAAGCAACGGUGAAGAAGAAACCAGCUCCAAAGACUCCUCCAAAAGCAGCUGCUCCUCCUCAGAUUACUCAGUUCCCAGAAGACAGAAAAGUCCGUGCAGGUGAAUCAGUGGAACUGUUUGCCAAGGUGGUAGGAACAGCACCCAUAACUUGCACCUGGAUGAAAUUUCGUAAGGAGAUUAAAGAAAAUGAAUAUAUUAAAAUUGAGAAUGAUGAAAACAGCAGCAAGCUAACAAUAUCAUCGACAAAGCAGGAACACUGUGGAUGUUACACCCUAGUUGUAGAGAACAAACUUGGCAGUAGACAAGCACAAGUCAACCUUACAGUUGUUGAUAAGCCAGACCCACCUGCUGGCACACCUUGUGCAUCAGACAUACGGAGUUCCUCCCUCACUCUCUCUUGGUAUGGCUCCUCCUAUGAUGGUGGAAGUGCAGUGCAGUCCUACACCGUGGAGAUCUGGAACUCAGUGGACAACAAAUGGACAGACCUCACCACCUGCCGCAGCACCUCUUUCAACGUGCAGGACCUGCAGGCUGACCGGGAGUACAAAUUCCGUGUGCGGGCUGCCAAUGUGUACGGCAUCAGCGAGCCCAGCCAAGAAUCUGAGCUGGUAAAGGUUGGAGAGAAACAAGAAGAACCUAAAGAGGAUGAAGCGGAGCUAUCUGACGAUGAGGGGAAAGAAACAGAGAUGGAAUAUCGGACGGUUACAAUCAACACUGAACAGAAGGUGUCAGAUGUCUAUAACAUUGAAGAGAGGCUGGGAUCGGGAAAAUUUGGACAAGUCUUUAGGCUUGUUGAAAAGAAGACUGGAAAAGUUUGGGCAGGAAAAUUUUUCAAAGCCUAUUCUGCUAAGGAAAAAGAGAACAUAAGGGAUGAAAUCAGCAUCAUGAACUGUCUACAUCAUCCAAAACUCGUCCAAUGUGUAGAUGCCUUUGAAGAAAAAGCCAACAUCGUUAUGGUCUUGGAAAUGGUUUCUGGAGGAGAGCUCUUUGAACGCAUCAUUGAUGAAGACUUCGAGCUGACAGAGAGAGAGUGCAUUAAAUAUAUGAAGCAGAUUUCAGAAGGAGUUCAGUACAUUCAUAAGCAGGGUAUUGUUCACUUGGAUUUGAAGCCAGAAAAUAUUAUGUGUGUCAACAAGACUGGUACAAGCAUCAAACUCAUUGACUUUGGACUUGCAAGAAGAUUAGGUAAUGACUUCUCUGCCUAUUUCAAUAUGACCGGGGGAAAGGGGCAGGACAAACA
Lepidothrix coronata (blue-crowned manakin) is the source of this 5092-nucleotide messenger RNA. RefSeq names its product myosin light chain kinase (gene MYLK). The transcript has 26 exons. The annotation marks the transcript as partial. Gene Ontology annotation, molecular function: protein binding; protein kinase activity; ATP binding. Gene Ontology annotation, biological process: protein phosphorylation. The record is from RefSeq and is a predicted model, not a curated record. NCBI's taxonomy places the organism in Eukaryota, Metazoa, Chordata, Aves, Passeriformes, Pipridae.